Messenger RNA from Boleophthalmus pectinirostris (great blue-spotted mudskipper), 2913 nucleotides. It is a transcript of the gene ano11, whose product is annotated as anoctamin 11. Gene Ontology annotation, cellular component: plasma membrane. The transcript has 24 exons. Bases 83 to 2860 code for a protein of 925 amino acids. NCBI's taxonomy places the organism in Eukaryota, Metazoa, Chordata, Actinopteri, Gobiiformes, Gobiidae. Gene Ontology annotation, biological process: chloride transmembrane transport. The record is from RefSeq and is a predicted model, not a curated record. Gene Ontology annotation, molecular function: chloride channel activity; protein dimerization activity.
GGAGCAGAGCAAUGCACAGAUAAAGGAGGAGGGAGGAGUCGCCUGCACUCUGCUGUCAGAACUACUCAGACUCCAGCCGAGCAUGCUGAGGAGGGGCUCAGAGCUGCGCAGAGGAGACAGAGAAGUCCUGCUGGAUCUGGACCAUGGGGCAGAAGCACAGACCACAGACUCUUAUGGGAGCGUACAGGAUGGCAGCUUUAUCCCACCUCGAUAUCUCUCAGCUAUUACAGCAGAAGAUGAGUGCCCCCUAACACAAGUUCAAGACAGGAGAAACCAGCCUCUACUGCAGACUGGGAACUACUUCAGAGAUGGAAAAACCAAAAUAGAUUUCGUGUUAGUGUGGGAAGUACGAUCGCGGAGGAAGAAGAGAUCCAAAGCCAAAAACUCCGGGGAUCCCAAUGCAGAAAGGAGCAGCAGCAAGUCGGAGCAGAGGAGGGCCCAGCUGGAGCAGUGGAGAGACAGAUUCACACAAAACCUGCAGGAAACUGGACUACUCAUAGAGAAGGAGGAAACAGCCAGUGAGAAGAAGACUGUCCACUUUUUAAAGCUCAGUGCUCCCUGGGAUGUGUUGGUGUAUUACGCUGAAGAACUCUGUCAAAGAGCCCCUCUGCAGGCACAGCCCCAUUUGGACUUGAACACCUCUGCUCGAGUCCUGGACAAACUCUACAUACCCAACAUCCUGAUGGAGUCUGUGCCCAAUCGCCCACUGGACUAUUACACAUGUGCCUUCCGCAAGUCAAAGUUAAACAGGUUUCUUGGGAGCGGUGAUCAGGAAAACUACUUCACACAUACACAGAGACAUCGUAUGGUUUACGAGAUUCUUGCGAGAACUGUUUACGGCAAAAGGAAGAGAGCUGAGGUUGGCGUGGACAGACUCAUAAAUGAAGGGGCGUACACGGCAGCUUUCCCCCUGCAUGAGGGGCCCUUUGAGCUCCCUGGGUUUGGGGUCCGACCAGAGGAGCUGAACCAGAGACAGGUCCUGUACCACUUCUGGGCUCGCUGGUGCAAAUGGUACAAGUACCAGCCUCUAGAUCACAUCCGGGAGUACUUUGGGGAGAAGAUUGCGCUGUACUUUGCCUGGUUGGGAUUCUACACAACAUGGCUUCUGCCGGCCGCCGUGGUGGGAACUCUGGUCUUUGUAUCUGGCAUCAUGACGAUGGGCUCCAACAUACCAGCAGAGGAGAUCUGUAACAACGGGAGCAGUUACCUCAUGUGUCCUCUUUGUAACACUUGUAAAGCCUGGAACAUGUCUGAAAUCUGCCCCAUGGCCAAGGUGGGCUACCUGUUUGACCACCCGGGCACAGUGCUCUUCAGUGUGUUCAUGUCCUUCUGGGCUGUCACCUUCCUGGAGUACUGGAAAAGAAAGAUGGCCACUCUGUCUCAUCACUGGGACUGUAUGGACUUCCAUGAAGAGGAGGAACGCCCUCGCCCUGAGUUUGUUGCCAUGGCUCCAAUGAUGGAAGAAAACCCCGUAACUGGGGUCAAAGAGCCGUACUUUCCAGAGAAGACCAGACUGUCACGGAUGUUCACAGGCUCCAUGGUCAUCAUUAUGAUGCUGUGUGUGGUGAUGAUCUUCCUGGUGACUGUGGUCAUGUGUCGUGGAAUCAUCAGUAUCAUGAUGUUUCACACUGGGAGCCCAGUCCUCAGAACAGAGGCUGGUACCAUUGCAAACAUCUGCAGCAGUAUAGUGAACCUAGGCCUGAUCCUGCUGAUGGGGAGGGUCUACACAGCGUUGGCAGAGCAGCUCACUAAAUGGGAGAUGCACAGGACACAAACCCAAUAUGACAACGCCUUCAUCUUAAAAGUGUUCAUCUUUCAGUUUGUUAACUUCUAUUCCUCUCCUUUUUAUGUGGCUUUCUUCAAAGGCAGGUUUGUGGGGUAUCCCACCAACUAUGGCACUUUGUUUGGAAUGAGAAAUGAAGAUUGUGGUCCUGGCGGCUGUCUCAUUGAACUGGCAGAACAGCUCUUCAUCAUCAUGGUGGGAAAGCAACUUAUCAACAACGUUCAAGAGUUCAUCCUCCCGAAAAUGAAGGCCUGGAAGCAGAAGAGGACGCUGGAGAAGGUGCUGGGGGGUAAAGGAGAUCGUGAGCUCCAGCACUGGGAGGAGGACUACCAACUGCUGGAAUGUGAAGGGCUCUUUGAGGAGUAUCUGGAAAUGGUUCUCCAGUUUGGUUUCAUCACCAUCUUUGUGGCAGCCUUCCCUCUGGCUCCUCUGUUUGCUCUCCUUAACAACUGGGUGGAGAUCCGCCUGGACGCUCACAAGUUUGUGUGUGAAUAUCGCCGCCCAGUGGCCGAACGAGCGCAGAACAUCGGAGUGUGGUUUAACAUCUUGGAGGCCCUGUCACACCUCUCUGUCAUCGCCAAUGCCUUCCUGAUAGCCUUCACAUCAGAGUUCUUACCUCGUUUGCUGUAUCAGUUCAAGUUUGACAACAAUCUACAUGGAUAUGUCAACUUCUCCUUGGCUUAUGCCCCACUCAACUACACUGAAUACCCUCUGUGCAGAUAUAAGGCCUUCAGAGAUAACAAUGGAAGCUACACAUUGUUCUACUGGGAGCUGCUUGCAGUCAGACUGGGAUUUAUCAUCGCUUUUGAGCAUGUGGUCUUCUUUGUGCUAAGGGCCAUUGACUGGAUCGUGCCCGAUGUCCCAGAGUCUUUGGAGCUGAAGAUGAAGAGGGAGCGGUAUCUGGCCAAACAGGCGCUGGCUGAGAACCAGGAGGCUCUGCUGGUGAGUCGUGUCCGAGGAAGGGGCUCUGGGACCGGCUUUGGAGGCUCCAGCACAGAGGUGGACGAGAAUUGUGGUCCGAUUGCAAGCAGGAGGACAGCACAGAGGAGCCCCACAGCACUGUCUCCAAAGGGUUAAACAGAGAGAACCAAAGCAGUGAAACAAGCUGUGAACAAGAUUGAAGAAGCCAG